AUGGCAAAACUUGAACCUUAUAAGGGUGGCUACUAUUUAUGGAAAUAUGUUCCUUCAAUCGCCGCUGCCAUUAUUUUCCUGCUUUGCUUCCUUGCCGCAACAAUAUUCCACUUCCGGAAGCUUUCACAGACUAGAGCGCGCUUCUGCACGGCAUUUUCCAUCGGCGGAUUAUUUGAGGUCGCAGGUUAUGGCGGUCGCGCCGCAGCCCAUCACGAUACAGGCUCUAUAAUACCAUAUGCUAUUCAAAACGUCUUCCUCCUCCUCGGUCCAACCCUAUUUGCGGCAUCUAUUUAUAUGGUCUUGGGUCGUAUCAUCCGAUGUCUACACGCCGAAUCACACUCGCUCAUUCGCAUCAAUUGGCUCACGAAAGUCUUUGUUUCCGGCGACGUUCUCUCGUUUUUGAUCCAAGGCGGAGCUGCCGGUCUCAUGGUUUCCGGGAGCAAUUCCAAAAUGGGUAGUAACAUUGUUGUUGUCGGCCUCCUCAUCCAAGUUAUGAUGUUUUGCUUUUUCAUUCUCACAUCUGUGAUAUUUGAAAUUCGCAUGUAUCGACGUCCCACUGCUAAGACUUUCGCUGGAGGACUUGAUUGGAAAAAGCACCUUCGGACGCUCUAUGCUCUCAGUGCUCUGGUAUUGAUUCGGAGCGUUUUUCGAGUCUUUGAAUACGCAGCUGGCUCUAAUGGAUACCUGAUGGAGCAUGAGUGGCCGAUAUAUGUAUUUGACGCAUUACUGAUGUUUUCAGUCAUGGUCAUCUGGGCAAUCUGGCACCCUGGGACUUUGCAAAAGUUCCUCGAAGAGGAGAAUGCUCAAAUAAGGAUGGAUCAUGAAUUGAGAUGA
Messenger RNA from Penicillium crustosum, 834 nucleotides. RefSeq names its product RTA1 domain-containing protein. The transcript is spliced from 2 exons. The record is from RefSeq and is a predicted model, not a curated record. The coding region runs from base 1 to 834 and encodes 277 amino acids. Gene Ontology annotation, cellular component: membrane. Lineage: Eukaryota; Fungi; Ascomycota; Eurotiomycetes; Eurotiales; Aspergillaceae.